AUGGCGGGACGAGGGCGAGUUCCUUCCUCCACCACCACCACCACCACCACCUCAGAUUUGGAAAACUCGUCGCGCGAAUCGCAGAUCUCGGCGGUUAUCAAUCAAUGGGAGGUCCAGUACUCGCGGUUCUUAAGCAAUAGCUCCUGCACCGGUAAGCGCACCCACCCCUCUCUGUCGCCCUUUCGUCGACUUACAGGCGGGACCUGGAUAUCGGCGACCGCCGCCUCUCUCAAGCUGGAGUACCGCCGGCCGUUCACGGGCGCGUGCGGUGCAGUCAUCGUGGUCGUUAUUCGGUCUGAAGUGCUCGAGGAGCACUGCAUAACCUUGAUGAAUUUCUCCUGGCCCCAAGUAUCGUGUGGACCAGGAUUUCCUGAACGUGGUUGUAGGAGUGUUUUUGUGAGCUACAAAGAUGGUGUUGGCCAGUUACAGAAAUUCGCCCUACUUUUCUCGACCAUCCACGAUUCGGGAACAUUCAUGGCUACUGUGAAGGAAAUCAUGGAAAGCGGAAAAACUAAGUUGAUUGAGAGCCCUGUUUCUAAAUCCAAAAUGUCAUCUCAAGAUGAAGUUGCAUCUUUUGAUGUACCUGCACACAGAAAUGAGGUGGAUCAAAUGUGGAAAGCAGCAGAAGUCAAUAGCAAUAGCACCCAAGUUAUGCUUCCUAGCUCCAAGCUUGAUAAAGUUCAAGAUUCAGAAUCACAAGAAAAAAUAGUAGCCUAUGAACCUGAUAAUGCAAUGCCUGUGCUUCCACCAAGUUUCUCACAAUUGAUGAAGAACUGUUACCCUGCAGUUUCUGAAGAAAAGCCAAUAGAACUUGAAGGCGAUAUCAAAACCCAGUUCAUGCGAUACCUGGAGAGAACUUCUUUUACUGAUUUAUUGGCUACGGUAGAGGAUGUUAUCGGUGUUCUGGAUGGAGAUAUUGAGCUGUAG
This is a messenger RNA of Striga hermonthica, 927 nucleotides long. NCBI's taxonomy places the organism in Eukaryota, Viridiplantae, Streptophyta, Magnoliopsida, Lamiales, Orobanchaceae. The record is from the annotation of a GenBank genome assembly.